Messenger RNA from Leptomonas pyrrhocoris, 1701 nucleotides. Its product is annotated as putative CDC16. The record is from RefSeq and is a predicted model, not a curated record. Lineage: Eukaryota; Euglenozoa; Kinetoplastea; Trypanosomatida; Trypanosomatidae. The transcript has a single exon. Bases 70 to 1701 code for a protein of 543 amino acids. Gene Ontology annotation, biological process: cell division. Gene Ontology annotation, molecular function: protein binding.
GAUUACGGACGCACACCAGAUCUCACAACAAUUCCUUUUUGUCAAUUACAGGGGUAACAGGUCUUCAAGAUGGAGUCUAUACCGAUCCUCGAACAAAACGCUUAUCGACUUCUUGAAAGUGGACACCCUGCGAGUGCCCUCCAGCUUGUGGAAAUCCUGUGUGAGCUACAGUCAACCGCGAUCAGUCAUCAGGCUCUCCAAAUUCGCUGCCUCUACGAACUUCGAGAAUACGACAAUGUGCUGAAACUGGCGAAGCAGAUAACACUGCAGAGCAAUGAAGGAAGAGAGGCUCAUCUGUGCGCGAUGAAAGCUGCCUUCGAGCUGGGGGAAUUGAAGACUUGCGUCCAGUACGCCGAAAACCUCAUUGCUGCGGAUUUCUCGCCCGUCAUCGCCAUGUGCUACAUCGCCAAGACAGCAGAGCUCUCCGGCGAUGCAGGGAAAGCAAUCCGUUUUUAUAAAAUGGCUCUCGCAGCGGACCCUUUUUGCGGAGAAGCCAUCAGCGCUUUUCUUGAGCGCAACCUUCUGGACAGAAGAGAAGUGGUGAGAAUCAUAGACUCCCUCAUUUUGCCAGAAGAGGCUGAAGUGUAUCGACAGGCGCUGAAGGCGCGUGUUGGGCCCGAAACUGUAAAUUUCUCCGAUCCCGGGAUCCCAAAAACGCUGGUCUUGCUCGCGAGUGCGAAGCGAGAGUACGAAAGCAACAAUUUGCGACAAGCGCUAUCGUUAACAACGGAGAUUCUCGAGUCGGAACCCUAUCACCGCGAGACCCUUUGCUUACAUUUGUGUCUUCUUGUCGACUCCAAAGCCACACCGAUGCUGUUUGAAAAGGCACACUUUCUGUCCAAAAAAAAAUGCUAUACUGAACUAGCAGUGUACGCUAUUGGGUGCUUCUACUUUUCGCUCUCAAAUUAUGAACGUGCUGGACGCUAUUUUAGCCGAGCUGCGGAGCUGGACUGCUAUUUUGCUGAAGCGUGGGUUGCCUAUGGGCACUGCUACGCCAAGCUUGAGGAAAGCGAGCAGGCGUUGAACGUGUAUCGGCGUGCAAUGAACUACUUCCCGGGACUAAAUGCGUGCUGCACGUAUGUAGGCAUGCAAUAUAGUCGCGUCCAUCAACGCCCUGUUGCCCGUUGUUUCUUCGAAGAGUCCCUACGAAAGAAUCCCCACGACUCGCUUGUGCUGAAUGAACUGGGUACCCUUGCGAUGCGUUCCUUGAAUUUUGAGGAGGCGCUUCAUUUUUUUCAGGAGGCCUAUGACAGUCUGCCAAACCGUGAGAAUCCUUCAGAGCACGAAGAUUGUAUUGUGUUCAAUCUGGCGACCGUGUUCCGGAAGCUGAGACAGUACGGAACAGCCAUCCAGUACUAUAGCCAGUACGUUAGGAGUCGCCCGAACGCCAGCCACGGCCACUGCGCGUUGGGCUUCACCUAUCACCUUUCCGGUAAUAUAGAAUCGGCAAUUGGAUGUUACCACACUGCCGAAAGCAUCAAACCGGAUUCGUUCUGCCGGGACCUCCUCCGUCGCGCACUAGACCUCGACUUUGGAACGCGUGGUCGCUUUUCAUGGGAGGCUGAUAUGCCGUACCCGUCACCAUCGCCUGGAGACGUGUCGUUUUCUACCGUGUCUCGACGACUGCGCUCAGAGUCAACUGUGGCGGACAGCGUUGCCGCCUCUCCAACUCCAAAUGUUGGUAGAAGUCUAGAUUUUUAG